AUGGAACUUUUUUAAAUUAUUGAAGAGGUUGUAGAUGACGAUUUACUUUUUAUUUUAAAAUAUGGAUUGAUCAUAUCUAACUUCAUCACAAUAUUUAUCCUACUAUAUUUUAAAUCAAAGAAAUAGCAUAAUUAGAAAGAAGUAAGAAUUAAAAAUUACAUAAGGAAAAAAAAUGUGUUUUAAUAGUCACUGCACACCCUGAUGAUGAAGCCAUGUUUUUCUUACCUACAAUUUCUUAUUUAAAUGAUAAAAAUUAUGAAGUUCAUUUACUAUGUUUAUCAAAUGGAAAUGCAAAUAAUAUUGGAAAAAUUAGAGAAGCAGAAUUAUAAAAGUGCUGUAAAUACCUGAAAAUAAAUAAAGUAAAAUUUUUUCCUUAUUAAUCAGUUAACUAUUAUUAACGAUGAACAUUUAUAAGAUUCAAUGAGUAUUUCGUGGCCUAUAGAAAAAAUAUAAAAAAUAGUAGAAGAGUAAUAAUUAAUAAUUUAUAAAAUAUAGUUAUAUAUUGUAAAAUAAUAUAAAGGGAGUAAUUACAUUUGAUAAAAAUGGCAUUUCAGAUCAUGUGAAUCAUAUAGCUUGUUAUAAAGCAAUAUCUACAAUGAAAAGAAUUGAAGAUUUAAAGGUGUUUGUGUUAGAGACUACAAAUAUCUUAAGAAAGUACAGUUCAAUUUUAGAUUUCUUUGUAUCUUCUAUUCUAAAUGAUAAUUUAAUGGUUAAUCUAAAUAUUUUAAAGGCAUGGAAAUCGAUGCAAAUUCACAAUUCAUAAUUUGUAUGGUAUAGAAAGAUGUUUGUUGUGUUUUCAAGAUAUGCUUAUAUUAAUACAUUGAUUAAAAUUUGAGUUAAAUUUCGAGGGUUUAUUGUUAUUUAAAUUUU
Paramecium sonneborni is the source of this 870-nucleotide messenger RNA. The record is from the annotation of a GenBank genome assembly. NCBI's taxonomy places the organism in Eukaryota, Ciliophora, Oligohymenophorea, Peniculida, Parameciidae.